This is a messenger RNA of Colossoma macropomum (tambaqui), 1165 nucleotides long. RefSeq names its product tetratricopeptide repeat domain 9C (gene ttc9c). The record is from RefSeq and is a predicted model, not a curated record. The transcript has 4 exons. Gene Ontology annotation, molecular function: protein binding. The coding region runs from base 93 to 764 and encodes 223 amino acids. NCBI's taxonomy places the organism in Eukaryota, Metazoa, Chordata, Actinopteri, Characiformes, Serrasalmidae.
CGAAGAGCAAAGAUCUUUCUAGUACAGUUUUAAUAUCCCAAACACACAGCAGACGGAGCUCAGCUAUUCAUCUACCGCCUUUAAGCACACAAAUGGACAGAAAGGCGUCAGAUGGUGCUGCUGCAGAGGAAAGCCCUGAGGAGGAAAGCUGCUCGGCGUCAUGCUCCGGGGCCUCUGGAGGCUCCAGCUCACGAGUGGAAGCCCAGCUGGCUGAGGCUAUGCGGUUAAAAAUGGAAGGGAACUCGUUUUACCGGGAGAAGAAAGUGCGUUCCGCCAUUGGACGUUAUCACCGUGCCUUGAUUGUUCUUCGUGGCCUCGACUCAGAAGUGAUGUCAACGCUUAAAGGGUUCGGGUCUCAGUUGCCCACCCUCACCCCGGAACAAGAAGAGCUUCUCAGGAGCACUCAAGUAGACUGCUAUAACAACCUAGCAGCAUGUUUACUGCAGCGUGAAGUUGUAGACUACACCCACGUGCAGGAGUACAGUCUGAAGGUUCUUCACUGGAGGCCUGGAGACGUUAAAGCCCUGUACAGAGCUGGAGUGGCCACACUAGAGCUGGGCGAUGCUCAGACUGCCCGUCAGUACCUCCUCCAGGCCAGCAGAGGGCAACCUAAUGAUGCCAAUGUGAAGAAACAGCUCCAGCGAGUGGAGGAGAGGCUCAAGAAAGACUAUCAGAAGGAGAAAGCUCUGUACAAGGGCAUGUUUAGUAAGCAGAAACAAGGAGAAGGGGAAGAAGCUACAGGGGAGUCCCUAAAACAGCUGUAAGGAGCUCUGAAGAUCAGUUCCAGCUGACAGGAAAAGGAAGGUGAAGGAUGAAAUUAAAGAGAUAAAUGCAUACCAAAAUAAUUCUGGAAUAUAUGUUGCCCUGUAGCAUAAAAACAAGCCCCAGUAAGGAUUUAAAUGAGACUACAUAUCUUGUGCCAAGAAUGAAUGUGAAAGACGUUCAUGACUGGGCAGUUUGAUGGGCAGUGAAUGUUAAUGCACUGGCUAAAGGCCUUUUUUUUUUAAGUCCAUUGACUGUGGCUGUAUCUGAUAUUAGUCAGAUUCUGUUCAGGAUUCAGAUUUUUCUGUGUUUGUUUCUGUCUCUAGAUGAGAGGUAGUCCAUGUCAUUUCUCUAUCAGCACCGUUCACUUGUAUAAUAAACUUUUUGAAAUGGUCCCUUUAAA